AUGGAUUCAGGGACUAUAAACCUCACUAAUAGUGAAAAAUUUCAGUAUUUGGCACUCUUUUCGCCGGUGUUCCGUGCGAUGUUCUUCUCGGAUUUUGCUGAACGAGACAAAGAAGAAAUCGUGAUUGAAGAUGUUAUUCUAGAAGAGUUUGUUGAACUGUUGAAUGUCAUUUAUCCAACCCACAAACCUGUAUCCAAUGCAAAUAUUGAGCAGUUAUUGGAAUUAGGGAAUAAAUUCCAUGUUGAUUACAUUAUGGAUGAGUGUGAAUGCUUUCUGAUGCGAUCCGAUGAUGUCGAAACGUUGACAAAACUGAUUUGGGCUGAUCAAUAUCGUUUGACGAAUCUUCAGGAUGCAUGUAUUCGUAAAUUCAAAAGUGCUCAAGAAAUAAAGGCGUUGUCACAAAGCGAUAAAUAUAAAAAGCUUGGUGAUACAACUAAAUUGGCGUUACUGAGGAGAAUGUUGAAACUGAUUUAA
Messenger RNA from Anisakis simplex (herring worm), 474 nucleotides. NCBI's taxonomy places the organism in Eukaryota, Metazoa, Nematoda, Chromadorea, Rhabditida, Anisakidae. The record is from the annotation of a GenBank genome assembly.